AUGUCAGAACCAUCAUUUCCCGGCCGCGUUCUCAUCAAGGUCUUCAAGGGAGUAAACAAGGUUGUGGCUUGGCACAAACUUCCCUCCUUUAUCGGCGUCUUCAACCUCCUUGCUUUCCGGCUCGAGCUCCAAAGAGACAAUCUCCAUGAUGUAUUACCCAAUGUCGAUUCCCAAGGCACCACCGCCUCUUGUCCCAUGAAAGAUCCUCGGUAUCUCGUGACGCGAAACUCCGAUGGACUAUUCAAUAAACUCGAUGAGCCACUAAUGGGUUGCACAGGCAUGAGAUUUGGGCGUAAUGUAACCAGAGAGCAUACAAAGAAACCGACCCCGGAGGAACUGUUGACUCCGAAUCCGAGGGUUGUGAGUGAGCAGUUGUUGAAGAGGACAGUAUUUAAGCCAGCGACGAUUGUGAAUUUACUCGCGGCUGCCUGGAUACAGUUCCAACUUCACGACUGGGUUAUGCAUGAGGACUAUGAUCCUGGAACCGAAGAUAUCGAGAUCCCACUCCUCCCAGGCGACACCUGGCCCUCUGGGCACAUGAAAAUCCCACGCACGAAGCCUGAUGCCCCGCUCUCGAAACUCGACGAGUCUUGUCCUGCAUACAAGAACAUCAACACAGCAUGGUGGGAUGCUUCACAAAUGUACGGGUCGGAUGAAGCAACGACCAUGACGCUUCGCCAGGGGGCCGAGUUCGGAAAGCUGAAGAUGAGGAAGGAGGGACAUACGGAGUAUCUCCCACGAGAUGAGAACAACUUGCCCAAGACUGGAUUCAAUACGAAUUGGUGGUUGGGAUUGGAAUUGCUGCAUACGCUGUUUGCGCUGGAGCACAACGUGAUUUGUGAUAUGUUGCAUGAGAAGCAUCCUGAUUUCAGCAGUGAUCAAUUGUUCGAUACAGCGAGAAUCAUAAAUUGUGCCUUGAUGGCCAAGAUCCACACUGUGGAGUGGACUCCCGCGAUCUUGGACCACCCAACGAUCGACACAGCUUUACAUGCAAACUGGUGGGGAUUCCUGGGAGAGAAACUCGACAAGCUUCUUGGGCAUAUCUCAAAGAACGAGUAUAUAUGUGGAAUUCCAGGGUCAGGAGUAGACCAGAACAACGUUCCCUACUCCCUCACAGAAGAAUUCGUCUCUGUUUAUCGUCUGCAUCCACUCAUCCCAGACAAUGUCGCCUUCUUCGACACCAAAACAGGCUCCCACACCAAAACAACACCCAUCAAAGACCUCGCCUUCUCAGAUGCUCAGAAUGCGAUCGACGAAACAACCACCUUCGGAGACGCCUUCUACAGUUUUGGCAUUAACUAUCCGGGUGCCAUAACCCACAAUAACCACCCGGACUUCCUGCGCCAAGUCACUACUCCUGACAAACAAACACGGGACAUCGCAACUGUGGACAUCCUUAGAGACCGCGAGCGUGGUGUCCCAAGAUAUUGCGAGUUCCGCCGGCUCUUCCACAUGAAAUCCCCAGCGACCUUCCUCGAACUGACAGGCGGGAAUAAAGAGCUCGCGGACAAAAUUAGUAGUAUUUACGCUGGCGAUCUCGAGAAGGUUGACUUGCUAGUGGGCAUGUUUUCCGAACCACUGCCAAAGGGUUUCGGAUUCAGCGAUACGGCGUUCAGGGUCUUUAUCCUGAUGGCUAGUCGGAGGAUUAAGAGUGAUCGGUUCUUAGCUGGCGAUGCGUGGGGCGAGCAUGCAUAUACGAAGGAGGGGUUGAAGUGGGUGCAGAACGAGACGAUGGGCAGUAUAUUAAUGAGGCACUUUCCUGAGUUGAAGCCGGCGUUGAAGGGGAAGGACAAUGCGUUUCGGCCGUGGGUGAAGGUGGGAAAGGCUGCGGAGUAUAAAGGGGUAGAGACCACCGCGUGA
Messenger RNA from Hyaloscypha bicolor E, 1860 nucleotides. Its product is annotated as heme peroxidase. Gene Ontology annotation, molecular function: oxidoreductase activity, acting on single donors with incorporation of molecular oxygen, incorporation of two atoms of oxygen; heme binding; peroxidase activity. NCBI's taxonomy places the organism in Eukaryota, Fungi, Ascomycota, Leotiomycetes, Helotiales, Hyaloscyphaceae. Gene Ontology annotation, biological process: response to oxidative stress. The coding region runs from base 1 to 1860 and encodes 619 amino acids. The record is from RefSeq and is a predicted model, not a curated record. The transcript is spliced from 4 exons.